Messenger RNA from Daldinia vernicosa, 1190 nucleotides. RefSeq lists its product as uncharacterized. The record is from RefSeq and is a predicted model, not a curated record. Bases 18 to 1067 code for a protein of 349 amino acids. Gene Ontology annotation, molecular function: protein kinase activity; ATP binding. Lineage: Eukaryota; Fungi; Ascomycota; Sordariomycetes; Xylariales; Hypoxylaceae. The transcript has 2 exons. Gene Ontology annotation, biological process: protein phosphorylation.
CCGACUCUGAUACCAAAAUGACCGGCACCGAAACCGAUGCCGAUGCCGAUGUCGAUGAAACGGAUAAGCCAAAGAAGUUCUUACCAGAAUCCCUAUGUUGGCAUGUGCUCACUUCGGUCUUGAAGGCCUUGGCGUGGUUACAUGACGGUAGUCCAGAACUCGUCCGUAUAGGCCCCAAUAAAUUCGGGAUGGAUCCCACUCCGGACUGGAAUCCCGCUCUACAUCGGGAUAUCACUCCCGCCAACAUACAAUUCCAACAGCCUAGACGCAGAGAGACGUACGGGCAGUGUAAGCUUGGCAACUAUGGCAGUAUAUACUUAUCGAAUCAUCAUAACGGGGACGGCAAGUCCAGAGUCGAGCGGGUCAGGGGCAAGGCCUUGGUUCCGCGAAAGGGUGACGUCAACACAUUAUUGGACGAGCUCAUCCGGCAAGAUGAUCGAUAUGGCUAUACUUAUAAGGAACAGACGGACCAGCCUUACACUGUAAUUAGCGAGUGGAGGGCAUUUGGCGAGAUCAUGCAGGCGAUGAUGAUACCUCCAUCAGGAACAAAAACAAACGUCCAUGAUCACAUCGAAAAUGUAACCAAGCAUGGAGUAAGGUAUAAUCUCGAAUACGCGGAUUACUCGGUUGGGUUAAAGAACCUGAUAAUCAAGAUGAUGACGCUCAACCCAGACGAAAAGUCAGCAGAUGGCAAAUACCUCUUCCCAAACCGAGAUACCCUAACCUCCCACCUAUGCGUAGAAGCCUUCGAGAGGUACAGGCGGUGGAGAGUUUCCACCGAAGAAGGCCGAGGGAUAAUCGCCAUCGAGUCUCAACGGGCCCAGCAAGCUUUGGAAGACUCAAAAGCGAAGACGGAGAUAUGGAAUGCAACCGUGGAAAUGAACCGGAUUGUGGAUAAACUGCAAACGGAGAGGGGGCCCUGGCGUUUCGACGAGCAUGAUGAUGCCGAAUUUGAUGAUUUCGAAGAAUCAGGCUUUACCUACCAGGACAUGGCGAUUGGCGACGACGAGAGACCAUAUCCUCUUCACAAAAUUCCGCCCGUUGACAAUUGGGACUUCGAUCCGUAGACUUAUGUAUGGUAUAGCUUUUGACAUCACUGAAGCUUGAAGGGUUGGUAGAUCACUAUGAGAGGCGCUGGUCGGAUGAUGGACUUAGCCAAUUUUCGCAAAAGGGGCACAUUAUAAUUUAAC